Messenger RNA from Paramuricea clavata, 444 nucleotides. Lineage: Eukaryota; Metazoa; Cnidaria; Anthozoa; Malacalcyonacea; Plexauridae. The record is from the annotation of a GenBank genome assembly.
AUGGCGGGACUCUGUGGAAACUACAAUGGGAACACGAAAGAUGAAUUUAUCAAAGUAGAUAUGAAGCGAACUACAAAUGUCAACGAAUUUGGAAAUUCUUGGAAAGUUGGCCGAAGUUGCCCAAAUGAGCCUCCUCUUAAAGAUCCAUGUCUAACUGCUGGUAAUGUUGCUCAGGUGGCCAAGAAGAAGUGUCAGUUACUGAAGCAGCAACCAUUUGCCGUAUGUCAUAAUUCAGUCGUUCAGGAUGCUGGGUUUAUCAAAGAUUGUGAAUUUGAUGUUUGCGCAUGCAAUAAUCACCCUACGUCAUGUCUAUGUGAAGAAUUUGAUGCUUAUUCCACCUCGUGUUCUUUGGUUGGGAUUCCUAUCACCUGGAAGAAUCUUCCUCAGUUUUCUGAAUGUCGUAAGUACCCUCAUUGUGGCAUACAGUCACUGAAUAUUUCAUAA